CCAACCGUACAGCAUAAAUAGCCGCUUGCCAACAAGGACCCGAAACACUUUUAAGCUAUGAGCUCAAAAGUUCCCAAUGUUUCAGACACCCAUCCCAAUGCAUUCCACACCUAUUAUAUAUAUAUUCAUAUAACCCCAACCCCACCACCACAACUACCAACCACACCCACUCACAAUGCCCCAACUCACAGAACCAAAAAAGAGUCUUCCACCCCUCCACACCUACACCAUUGCCUACAUCACCGCCCUCCCCAAAGAACAAACCGCCGUCCUGGCCACUCUCGACAGCAUUUACCACCAGCACAUCCCAACCCCCGCAAGCGACAAAAACAUCUACACUGUCGGCUCCAUACCACCGCACAACAUCGUCCUAAUAUGCCUCCCUACCAUGGGAACAACCUCCGCCGCGAGCGCAGUGACAUCGCUUCUGCACACGUUCCCGUCCAUCAGGUUCGCUCUGCUCGUUGGCGUGGCGGGUGGUGUUCCGAGGAAUGGGGUUCGGUUGGGUGAUGUGGUUGUUAGUGUGCCAGUUAGUGGUGGGUAUGGGGGUGUGGUGGGAUGGGAUAUGGGCAAGUUAGUGGCUGGCGGGAAGAUCGCAAUGCAACAUGCUGGAGGGAGCUUGAAUCGGCCGGGGAGUAAGUUGCUUGGAGCGGUGAAUCGGUUGAGGAGCGAGUAUGAGUUAUCUGGGAUCGGGGUGGGGAGAGUUCUUCGGGAUUUGGAGGAGAGGGGUGGGUUGAGUCUGGGGAGUGAGUUUACGAGGUGUGAGGGUGUUUUUGGGUUUUCUUCGGAGGGUAUGAGAAUUAGGGUGGAGGAGGGGAGGAAGAAGAGGGCAGGGGGUGUAAUUGGUGAAGAGAAAAAAGGUAAGAAGCAGGUGAAUGUGCACUAUGGCCUUAUUGCAUCGGGAAACUGGGCUGUGAGGGAUGUUAAGGCUCGAGAUGCUCUCAAUAAGAGGUUUGAUGGGCAACUUCUCUGUAUAGAGAACGGUGGAGCUGCCGGGGUGAUGAAUGAGAUUCCGAGCAUUAUCAUCCGUGGCAUUUCGGAUUAUGCGGACGCGAGCGCGAAUGAGGACUGGCAGGCAUACGCAGCUACUGUGGCUGCGGCUUAUGCAAAGGAACUGCUGGGGUUCUUGCACCCGUGUCUUGACGAUAAUGAGAUGUUUUAUCGUUCUAGGGCUGGGGUUGAGAAUGAUGUGACUCUAGGAAGGGGAGAUAUAGGACAAGCAAAGUCCGCUUUCUCCAGACAAGAAAAAGGCCCAGUCUCUAAUCCUGGUAUACCUCCUGAGUACAGUGUACAGUGAACUGCGGCGCUGAGGGGAUAAGAGAUAUCCAAACACUCUGGUGUGUGAAAUGAUUCGGACUAGUGGCUCUAGACGAGCCAGACCAUCGCCAUGUUGUCCCUUGCAUCAUCUGCAAGAUUGACCGGUCUACAUGUACUGCAGAAGAAGCCU
Molecule: messenger RNA, 1447 nt
Organism: Aspergillus neoniger CBS 115656
Lineage: Eukaryota; Fungi; Ascomycota; Eurotiomycetes; Eurotiales; Aspergillaceae
Product: 5'-methylthioadenosine/S-adenosylhomocysteine nucleosidase family protein
Exons: 3
Coding region: 176-1297 (373 amino acids)
Biological process (GO): nucleoside metabolic process
Molecular function (GO): catalytic activity
Source: RefSeq, a predicted model, not a curated record